AUGGUAUCAUUCGAUGAUACAAAUAGACAUCGGAGCCGUGCCGUAGUGGCUCUUGUAGUUUACAUUUCGCUCUUUCUGGACAAUAUGCUGCUAACAGUUAUUGUGCCAAUACUGCCGGAUUACCUUGUCCACAUCGAUGCCAGCGUGCCGGAAAGUGUAAUCUACAAAAACUUUAGCCUUCACUACGUUCCGGGGCUGAUCGGCGCUGGCAGCAGUUCGAUUGUUCAACCUGUUCAACCCAAAGCCAGCGCUAGUACCCCGGCGAUCGAGGAGGAGGGCGGUUCCAUCGGAAUCUUGCUCGGGGUGAAGGCGCUGGUGCAGCUAGUGGCCAACCCGAUCGUGGGCAGUGGCACCGGCCGCUUCGGUUUCUGUGUGCCGAUCAUGUUCGGCAGCCUCAACUUGUUGGUGGCGUCGCUGAUUUUCGGUUUCGGCACCUCGUACGGAUCGCUGUUUGUUGCUCGUGCCAUCCACGGCGUAGGAUCGGCCUGCAUCGGAGUGUGCGGUAUGAGCCUGGUGGCCCAACUGUACACGGAGCCGGACCGGCGGUCUCGAGUGAUGGGCACUAUCCUGGGAGCCAUGGCCGUCGGGGUGUUGGUCGGUUACCCAUUCGGUGGCAUCGCCUACGAAGUGGCGGGCAAGGCGGCUCCAUUCCACGUGCUGGCGCUACUGUGCGCCGGGAAUUUGGUGUUGCAGUACUUUCAGCUGGACUUUCAGCUGGCCACGAUCCAGCUUCGUUCGCUACCGAGGGACUCGUCAACGACGGCAACGGAUGACAACGGGCGGCUUACCUGGUGGCCGCUGCUCACCCAUAGACUGGUGCUGGUGGUCGUCGGUGCUAUCUGGAUCUCGACCUCGGCGAUGGCUAUCCUAGAGCCCUGCCUACCAAUCUGGAUGAUUACCCAUCUGCAUCCGAAAAAGUGGCAACUGGGCACCGUCUUCAUUCCCGACUCGAUUGGCUACUGGGUGGGAACGAACUUUUUCGGCACCGUGGCCUACCGCUUUGGCCAGAUUCGGGUAUCGAUCGGAGCCCUGGUGCUCGUGGGCGUAUCGUGUCUGCUUUUGCCGUCCGCUAGCAACGUUGUUGGUCUCAUGCUGCCCCACUUGGGACUGGGACUGGGCAUCGGCGUGGUGGACGCGGCUCUGGUUCCACUGCUGGCCACGCUUGUCGACAAUCAGUUGGCCGCCCGGGCUAGCUACGAUCCGGAGCUUAGCCCGGACGAGAGCACCGGUAGACAUGCGUACGGCACCGUCUACGCCAUCCAACAGAUUGCAGUCAGCGCGGCUUACUCGCUGGCUCCCAUCAUCGGCGGAGAGUUGGUUCCGGUGAUUGGGUUUUCUCUGCUGCUACGGGCCCUCGGCGUGCUGAAUCUGCUCUACGUUCCGCUGCUGGUGUACUCUGGGCUGCGGAACUCCCAGUCGCCAGGUUUUGGUACGAUUAAGCAAACGGAGCUACCACUUGCCAGUAGCGAGCCGACAUCGUACAGACGGUUCUAUAAUGCCGUCGAGUAA
Messenger RNA from Anopheles cruzii, 1509 nucleotides. RefSeq names its product synaptic vesicular amine transporter-like. Gene Ontology annotation, biological process: transmembrane transport; aminergic neurotransmitter loading into synaptic vesicle. Gene Ontology annotation, molecular function: serotonin:sodium:chloride symporter activity. The coding region runs from base 1 to 1509 and encodes 502 amino acids. The transcript is spliced from 2 exons. Lineage: Eukaryota; Metazoa; Arthropoda; Insecta; Diptera; Culicidae. The record is from RefSeq and is a predicted model, not a curated record. Gene Ontology annotation, cellular component: terminal bouton; synaptic vesicle membrane.